UCGGAGAGGGGGAGCUGAGCGCAGGACGCGAAGGGCCCGUGGAGGGUCGGUCCCUCCCGGGUCUCGCCUGGGGCUCUCCCGAGGACAACCUCGGGAGGCAAGGCCCCUCGGCGCAGCCCAGCGGCCACGAGGCCGUCUUGCCGGUGUCCGACCGGGUGUCACGCUGGACGCUCUGCCUCCUCUUUGCGCCGUGCGCCUGGCCU
Prorocentrum cordatum is the source of this 203-nucleotide messenger RNA. The record is from the annotation of a GenBank genome assembly. NCBI's taxonomy places the organism in Eukaryota, Dinophyceae, Prorocentrales, Prorocentraceae.